Molecule: messenger RNA, 3122 nt
Organism: Spodoptera exigua (beet armyworm)
Lineage: Eukaryota; Metazoa; Arthropoda; Insecta; Lepidoptera; Noctuidae
Source: the annotation of a GenBank genome assembly
CUGGCCACAAAUAAUAAGUAACGUCAAACACUGCUGAUGUUUAUUUUUAUCAGAAAAUUAUCAAUAAUUUAAUUGCUUCAUGGCUAACUCGUUCAUGAUUAUAAAAUUAAAUAAAUUAGAUGUUAAACAGCAAGUGUUAUAAGCAAAAAUGUCGACGGAAUCGGAAGAAAACGGGAUCCAUAUUGAGUCUGUCGACGUCAGUGAAAAAGUGAAAGAAAAUGGUAUAACAGUGGGAGAAAAUAUUUGUGAUUCCGGUUUGGAUACUUUAGACACUAGUUCUGCUGCAUUCCCAGCUUCUGAUUCCGAUAUUUCUCCGAUUAAAAAUAUUACAAGCGAUGAUCUGGGUCAUGGAUCUUCGACUGGGAGUCUGUCCCACGAGAACAGUCUUUCAAGCUCAGGGUCUGAAGACGGUGCCACAGACAACUUAAAUUUCGAACUCCCCCAACAAACACAUACAGAUUUCGCCAAAGAAUUGAUAAUAAACUGUAUAGACAGCAUUAAUAUUAGUGAACCAGAAGAAAAAUGUAACGAAAACCAACAAAUAAAUGAUUUAAAACAGCAAGAAUGUUAUGACAAAGGCAAUAGGAACCUGACUACUUCGACCGUGAGUUUGGACGAUACUCAGUGUACUGACAACAACAUUAUCUCCAAAUCCCCAUUCAGCAGAAGUGCUGAAAAUAUAACAAAUAUCACUAUUGACAAUAAAAACGAAAAAACUUGUCUAAAUAGCAGCGACAAAGAAUUGAACACAGACAAAAUCCUCUCACAAUUCUCUAGCCAAAAAACAAAAGCCAGUGCGGUACAGAAAAUUCCAGAGAAUGUUAAUAACACAGAUCCAAGGUACACAAGAAUACCAAAAGAAUUGCUUUCUCAAGACAUUGGAAGUAUAGUCAAGAAUGUUCACGGAAUAUUUUCAUCUGUUAGCGGUAGCUUGAAGAGUGCAUACACACACCGAACAGUCUAUGCACAGAAACCUCCAAAAACUACCAAAAACUUACCGAAUGGUAAACUAAUGAAUGAUAUAUUCGAAGAUGAGAAUACGGACACUAAAACAGACAUGACGGAAAAACCAGAAACUAUGGAUUGCAAGGAAAAUAUUCCAAAUUGUAAGACUCCGAUUCCAAAUUCUGUAGAUUUGGUGCUUAAACCAACGGAUUCGGAUAAUUUGGACACUAGCGAUGCCAAGAAAGAUGUUUUGCGGUUGCAAAUAGAGUCGUUGGAAAGAGUUUUAGCAGAACAGAGAAAGGAGAAUGCGUCUUUAAGAGACAGAGUGAAACAGCAAUGUGAUGAGUUGCAGCAAAAAGAUCUGACGUUUAAAGAGUUGGAAGUGAAACUGGAUAUGAUGGGAAAACGGGUCGAUCACGCAGAACGGGAGAAGGAUGCAGCCGUAAUGCGGUACGCCAGUGUCGAAUGUGCCGCUAUUGAGGCUAAGAGGGCGGCGGAAAAUGCUGCCAAGGCCGAAAAGGCUGCCCAGGCUGAAGUGGAACUCCUAAACGGGAAACUCAAGUCCGCGGCCGCCGAGAAACAUAGGAUCUGUCAGCUGUAUGAUGAUAAGUGCCACGAGCUAAUGGUCAGUGAGCGAGAGCUGGCUAAAGUCCGGGAAGAUAUUCGCGAGUUGGACGGCCGGCUCAAAUGGACGCAGAGCAAACUGAGAGUUGAAAUGGAUGCUUAUAAGGAGGCCUUAGAGAAGUCAGAGAAGCUGGCCCAGCAAGUGACGGAGUUGGAAGGCGCGCGGGAGACUGCCGUCGCCAACGCUACGGACUCUGCCAGAGCUAAACAACUAGAAACGGAAUUGAAGGAGAGUCGAGCGGCCCUGAUCCUCUGUCGACACGAACGCGACGAAUUAGAACGAAAACUGACAACCCUAACUCAACAGUUGGACACCUGUACGAAGGAAAGAGACACAGCUACUGCCUCUCUCGCUCGCACCACAGCUGAGGUGGAAAAAUUAAAAGAGAGUAAUCUCCGCUUGGAGGAGGAAGCGGCGGAGUUGGCCGCGCUACGGGCUAAGGCAGCCCUAGCCGAUACCCUCAGCGCUCAACUACAGAGGGAGUCGGAACGCGCGUCUCAAGCGGAGGAGGCGCUGGCAGUGGAGCGAGGCGUGGCGGAGACAUGCGGGCGACGCGAGGCCGCCGCGCUAGAGCACGCCGCCUCCCUCACCGCCGCCCAUGUCGCGCUCUCCGCCGCGCAUAGUCGCCGGGACGCUGAGGCUCGAGCCCUCACCGUGGACAAUGCGUCACUCCGGGAGCAGGUGGCCUCGUUAGAGAUAGAAUGUGCAAGGUUACAGACUGCCCUCACGGAGGAGACAGAGAGGAGGAACAAGGAGAACAGGGUGCUCGCGAGAAAGGUGGCGGAGCUGACAGAAGAAGUAUCAGAAGCGAAUAAGAAGUUGGAGUGGGAGAAGGGGGAGAAUAAUGUUCUCAAGAAGAAACAUGCUAGUGCCAUAAAAGAAUUGAACCGUGAAUUGCAACGCGCAGUAAAGCGAUGCGAGCAGUUGGAAGCGAAACUUCCGCAGCAGUUGGCGCCUAAUACAAGGACAGGUUCCAUAUCGUCGCUAAGUAGUGGGGAGAGCGCCCCCCACGAGGAGAGACUCCAAAAUGGACAUAGCGAUACGUUGCCGGAUAUACAGGUGCGUGAACCUGAUCGCCAAACUUUAAUAGAGCGCAUAGUCUCACUACAACGCGCGGCCGCCCGUCGCGCAGAGCGCUGUGACUUCCUAGAAGAACAUUCUCGACAGCUAACAGCGGAACUGAGAACCAAAGCUCGGUUGCUGAGACAUCUUCUGUGUGAACUCCCUGCCGGGGCCGUCGGGUCCAGUCGCCGUGAUGAUAAUAAGAAAGAGAUAGCGCGACUCGGCGGCGGUGCAAUGGCGGCCGUAUGGGGCGGGGAUCCAGGCGGUAUAACAGCAGAACUGUCGUUGGAGAUGAACAGACGUCUCCAAGCGGUGCUCGAAGACACUUUGCUGAAGAAUAUCACGCUAAAGGAAAACAUGGACACCCUAGGCGGUGAAAUAUCGCGACUAAAAGAGCAAUUGAAAACUCAGGAAAAUAAAUGAAAUUAAUCUAAAAAAUUACUAUUUAGAUGUAAAUGUAACAAAUUUAAGUUUUAAUUCCUUUUUUUUU